Messenger RNA from Closterium sp. Naga37s-1, 711 nucleotides. The record is from the annotation of a GenBank genome assembly. Lineage: Eukaryota; Viridiplantae; Streptophyta; Zygnematophyceae; Desmidiales; Closteriaceae.
AUGGCGACACCUAGCGGCGUCGCGCCAGCGAGUCUCACGAAGACCCAACUGACGCUCUACGCGCCGCCCGACAGGCAGCACGAGCGCGUGCUGCGCCUGGGCCCUCCCGGCAGCAGCGGCAGCGGCGGCGGGAGCGGCGGCGGCGGCGGCGGGUCGACGGCGAUCAUACACGUGCAGGAGAUCUGCGACCCGGACGAACAGGCUGAGGGGUCCAUCGCGUCGCAGCGGGAGGAGUCGUACGGCCGCAGCAGCAGUCAAGGAGUUGGCGGCGGCGGAAGCAGCGGCUGGAGCGGCAGGGGUGUUGCGGGUCCGGGCAGCAGCGCGAGCACCAGCACCACGGGCGGCUGUGGCUGUCCGUAUGCUGAUAAAGACAACAGCAGCAGCGCGAGCGGUCGCGGCAGUGGCGCCAGCAGCGAUAGCAACAGCAGGAACAAGAGAGGAGGAGUAGGAGCAGGAGGGGAGGAGGAGAAGCAGCGCAGCUUGGAGUACGAGGUGCGUACUGCAGAGCCGUCGCAGCUGUACCUGUACAUGCCGCCCUCGCAGCAAGCCAGCCACGUGGCGGAGAGUAACGAGAGCCGCCGCCAGCAGGGCGCGCAGAGGGGCGUGGGUGGCAGGGGAGGGCAGACUGCGAGGCUGGGGUGUGAGGGGCUGGGAGGGCUGUUAGACUGGAGUGAUGCCACCGGAGUUUCUGCAGGAGAGGUGGCAGGUUGA